AUGGAGAUUACUGGAGCUGGAGAACAGCAUCCUACCUAUGACCGUCUCAAAGAACUGAAGGCCUUUGAAGAAUCAAAAGCUGGUGUGAAAGGAGUAGUUGACUCUGGAAUUGUAAAGAUCCCUCGAAUGUUCGUUCGACCACUGGAUGAGCUCACUGAAGAGUUGGAUCAUAUUGAAAUUGAAAACAGCAAUUUUGAGAUUCCUGUGAUUGAUAUGGAAAGCCUGGAUCAAGAUGGCCAUCGCCGACGCAAGGAAAUUGUCGAUGAAGUUCGACGUGCAUCGGGGACUUGGGGUUUCUUCCGGGUGCAUGUUUUAUACUUAUUCGAUCUCUAUGUAUCAAAAUAUGCUAACUGGAGAGACACUCUAAGAUGUAACCUAUUAUCUCCAGAUCCUCUUGAUCCUCAAGAACUGCCAGACACUAGCAGAGAUAUAAUAGUUGAGUAUUGGAAGCAUAUUACGAAGUUGGCAGAUACAGUUUCCGGGUUGUUAUCAGAGGCUCUAGGAUUAGAAAAAGACCACCUUAAAAGGAUUUUUACUGAUUUCUUGAUACUUAGUGGUCAUUACUAUCCAGCAUGCCCUGAACCUGAACUAACCUUAGGGGCAAGUAAGCAUUCAGACGCGAGUUUUUUUACACUUCUUCUCCAAGAUCAUAUUGGUGGACUACAAAUUCUUCAUCAGAAUCAGUGGGUCACUGUAAAACCCAUCCCUGCAACUCUAAUAGUAAACAUCGGAGAUCUUCUUCAGCUUAUUAGCACUGACAAGUUCAAAAGCGCUGAACACAGGGUACUAGCCAAUUGCAAUGGACCUAGAGUAUCAGUGGCAUGUUUUCUGAAUACAAAAUUCAGUGAUAACACAAAGAUUAUUGGUCCUUUGAAAGAGAUACUAUCAGAGGAGAAUCCCCCUAUUUACAAAUAUAUUACGAUGAAAGAAUACACUGAGCAUUACGCUAAGAAAGGACUUGACGGUGUUUCCGCCCUUGAUCACUUUCAGCUGUCAAGUUAUUAGUUGAUACAGCCUAUGGGUGUCUAUGGUUUUCUUUCUUGGGGUUUGUUUGUAAGUGUUUAUGCAAUUAUGCUAUGAAAACAAAACAGCAAUACCACCGACACAGUAAUCUACAACUUUAGAGAUUUUACAAUUGCAGCUAACCUUCAAAUCAAACAAGCAUAUAAAUAAGGAUAGAUAAAAUUGGAUGACCAGUAAACAGUUGGGACACAAAUCAUAGUACGCAGACAUUAGGGAAACGAAGAACUGUAAACGGAAAAUGAAAUCAUAUCCUAGCAGCGAGU
This is a messenger RNA of Papaver somniferum (opium poppy), 1286 nucleotides long. RefSeq names its product 1-aminocyclopropane-1-carboxylate oxidase homolog 11-like. NCBI's taxonomy places the organism in Eukaryota, Viridiplantae, Streptophyta, Magnoliopsida, Ranunculales, Papaveraceae. The record is from RefSeq and is a predicted model, not a curated record. Bases 1 to 1005 code for a protein of 334 amino acids. The transcript is spliced from 4 exons.